AUGUUAGGUUCUGAUAACGAGUGGGUGACGGAGACGUGUGGGUUUGUGGUGAUCUGCGCAGAACAGAAGAACGUGAGGAAGAUCAUGUUAGCGGCAGAAGCGCUGGAUAUGGUGGGCGGGGACUACGCCUUCUUCAAUAUGGAGAUCUUCAAUGGAACGGCAGCAAGCUAUAAUUCGUGGUACAACGCUAGCGACACUGACAAGAAUAAUGAACGUGCAAAGAAGGCUUAUGAUGCUGUUCUCACUGUUACGACUCGUGCACCAACAGGAGAUCCAUACCGUAAUUUCUCUAAUGAGGUCAAGGAAAUGGCUCUCGAAAAGUUUGAAUUCGAGUACGAGGACACGGUUAACCCCUUCGUGUCCAGUUUCUUCGACGCAGUCCUCAUCUACGCCGCCGCCUUGAACGAGACUCUCCGGCUUAACGGCAGCAUCACCGACGGAGAGGAUAUUGUUAACAACAUUAGGAACAAGACGUUUGACUUUAACAAACUUCUUCCUUGGGAACACGAGAACAUCACUAUCGAUGCCGUUGGAGACCGUAAAGCCGAUUACUCCUUAAUGGACAUGAAUCCAGAGACCGGUGUAUUCGAGCUUCCCGGACACAGGUCAUCCACGGGCAUGGGCGGCCUCGCAUUUUGGGUUUUCAGAGGGGAGACUUUCCUCCGGUUCCUCCGCCACUUGGCUGGCGAUUCACUACAACUCCUCCCCACCAAAGUCCGUUAA
Molecule: messenger RNA, 723 nt
Organism: Penaeus chinensis
Lineage: Eukaryota; Metazoa; Arthropoda; Malacostraca; Decapoda; Penaeidae
Product: atrial natriuretic peptide receptor 3-like
Exons: 6
Coding region: 1-723 (240 amino acids)
Biological process (GO): vasodilation; regulation of blood pressure
Cellular component (GO): membrane
Molecular function (GO): peptide hormone binding; natriuretic peptide receptor activity
Source: RefSeq, a predicted model, not a curated record